Molecule: messenger RNA, 1635 nt
Organism: Penicillium antarcticum
Lineage: Eukaryota; Fungi; Ascomycota; Eurotiomycetes; Eurotiales; Aspergillaceae
Exons: 4
Coding region: 37-1635 (532 amino acids)
Biological process (GO): cytoplasmic stress granule assembly; P-body assembly
Cellular component (GO): P-body
Molecular function (GO): mRNA binding
Source: RefSeq, a predicted model, not a curated record
UUUGUUUCCACGCGCGACGUCGCGCAGUUCUCAAUCAUGGAGAUGAACCAUCUCAUUGGUCAGCGUUUCAACCUGAUCUCCAAGAGCGACAUUCGCUAUGUCGGCACACUUCACGAAAUCAACCCCGAAGCCUCGACGAUAGCUCUUGAGAAUGUUAUGUCAUUUGGAUCUGAGGGACGCCGGGGUAACCCCGCAGAGGAGGUCCCUCCUUCCACCAGUGUCUACGAAUAUAUCGUCUUCCGUGGCAGUGAUGUGAAGGAUAUCAGCAUCGCUUCCGAAGAGCAGAAGGAGGCACCACAGCCAGAGGCGCCCCGCGUGCCCGACGACCCUGCUAUUCUUGGCGGCAUGCAACGGCCUGUUCCUAGCCAGGCACCCGAGUCAGGCCCCCAGAGUGUUCCUCAGGGCCCUCCCCAGCCACCUCAAGGUGCCGGCCAGACACCUCCCGGCUACCCCCAGCAGCCUCAAUUCCAACAGGGCUUUUACCCACCCUAUGGCCAACGCUUCGGUCCUCCUCCUCCUUUCCCUCCCGGUCCUGGAUUCCCUCCCUAUGGUGCUCCUCCUGGGUGGUACCCUCCUCCUGGCCAUGGUUUCCCUCCUGGCCCCGGCCAAUUCGCCCCUCCGAUGCCCAUGGCCCCUGGCCAGCAGCCUGGUCCUCAGCGCCCCGGCCCUCCAGGUGUUGCCCCCGGCCCGAAACCCACCUCUGAACUCCCUGCUGGAGACAAGGUCCCAAGCAAGUCCAACAGCCGUAAUGCAACUCCUGCGGCUCAGAAUGCCCCGCCCCCACCUGUCGAGUCUAAGCCGUCUGUGGCUGAAGUCCAAGCUUCUGUCGGCUCGGCCCCCGCACCUAUCCCCCACAAGAGUGGCCGAGUGAUGCCUGCUAUUCCAAUUGCGGCCCCCAAGGCUGCUCCUCGCGCCAACAACCAGCCCAUCACCGAUGCUACCGCAGCUGCCACUGCCGCCGUCGCCGCCGCUAUGGCGAAGCUGCCUCAGCCUGGUGUCCAGAAGCAGCCCGAUGCCCCAGUGGAUACUCUCACCCAGCAGAUGAACAACAUGCGUCCUUACGAUGGCGCUCGCGGUGGCCGGGGAGGUCACCAGCACCAUCAGCACCAAAACCAGCAUCAGCCUCGUGGUGGCCGCGGAGGAGCUCGUCAUCACAACCAGCACCAGCAGCACAAAAAGAUUGAAGUUCCCCAGUCCGACUACGAUUUCGAGACCGCAAACGCCAAGUUCAACAAGCAGGAUUUGGUCAAGGAGGCUAUUGCUACUGGAGUCCCUGCCGCUGAGGCCGAAGCCCAUGCCGAGGAGGUGGAAUCUCAGGAUGCUGCCAACCACGUCGCGACCUCUUCCAACAACAUGUACAGUCGGUCAUCCUUCUUCGACAACAUCUCGAGUGAAGCUCGUGACCGCGAAGAGAACACCGCUCGCGUUGGUGGUCGUGAGUGGCGCGGCGAGGAGGAGAAGCGCAACAUGGAGACCUUCGGACAAGGCAGCGUUGAUGGCUACCGCCCCAACUACCGCGGACGUGGCCGUGGUCGUGGUUACGGACGUGGUCGCGGUGGAUACGGCCGUGGCUAUGGUCGUGGCCGUGGAGGCCGGACCCAGUCCGAGUCCACCGGUGUGCCUUCCCAGGGCUAA